GGAGGACCACAUGAGAGGGGGGGUGAGUUCUAUUCAUCUCAAAGCUCAAGGCCACUCAGACACUUCAAGAUAAUCUGACUGAUAUGACCCGCAAGUACCAUGAAUUGACAAAGGAGGUGGCUAAGGUGCGACAAGCCCAAGUGGCCAACCCUCUUCCUCUACCCCCUGGAUCUGAAGCUGCAAUUGAAACUACCUCUGCCCCUCUCACCGUAUCUGCUUCUACCUCUUCUUCGAGUGUGAUGGCAAGCCCCUCGGGACCUGCGGCAGGUGUAGAUUCCGCUGCUGUUGUGAUCAGCAGUAAGGCAGGGAAUUCUGCAACUGCUGCAGCCCCAAGAUCGGAACCAACUGUUGUUGGUCCCAGCUACGCCGGUCCCUAUGUGGACCGAAAGGCGGUACAAAUGUCGUCUAAGUACGACGGCUGGAUCGGCUCCAUGAGGGCCUACUUUGAGAUUCUGGGGACUCAACCUGAGACCCAGGCAGUGAUCAUGGGAAUGAAUGUCGAGCCAGUCGUACGGGGCUUCCUAGAAGUCCAAGCGACGCGGGCUGGGUUCCAAAAGGCUGCACUAGCCAAAUGGCUUAGGACCACCCCGGUUGCCUUCCUCGAGGAUCUCCUUAUCUCACAAUAUCAGGAUCCACAUGCUGCGGCUAGGGCAAGAAUCCAAUUUGACAAAGUCAAGUGCAGCAAGUGGACAGGCUCCAUAAAAAGCCUGCAAACCUAUCUUAGCAAGAUGUUUGCUACUCCUGGUUUGGAAUUGACUGCUUGGUCUUGCUUAGAUGUGGUUAAGGGCGCGGUUGCAACUAACUUCACUAAUCGCCUGGGCAGGGACUACAUUGCAUACACUGACUGGCUCACCUUAAUGAAGGACAUAGUCAGUUUGGAGGCUGUAGACCUCAUUAGCACGGCAGGCAGCAAAAAGCCCAUGGGCGGCAGACGGUUCAAGGGCAGCAACCGUUUUGUUGUGCAUGACCUGCUGGAGGCCGAAGAAGAAGCCGAUGCGGAUGACCCCACUCUUGGUGACGACCAAGAAAAGGACUCCGAUACAGCUUCUAACUUCAUGUCACCGCAUGGGAUACGCAAGGUGGGCUUGGGCAUGAAGCAAGUGGCCUUGCAGAACCCUUGUCGAACCCAAGUUGGCAACAAGGAAGUUGUCUCUUCCACGCAUGCAGUCAAAGGUGUGCGCACUACCUUUGACAAAGGCAAGACUGUCACCCACGCAUUGAACUUCUUUGUCCUCGACAAGUGCCCCUUCGACGCUGUCCUUGGCUUGGGCUGGCUGCAGUCCCAAUGCGAAUGGACCAAGUGGAAGGAGUCACUCUUCAUGGUCAAAGAUGCUCAGGGGAACGAGCUUCCUGUCCUCUUGGAUGAGAAGAACGAAUCCCCAGUGACCUUUCUGAAUGUUAUGCAGUUCUGCAAGAAAUGGUGCAAGCACAAGGAGGAAGAACAGUUGUAUGUUGCCUUUGUUCGUCCUACCCAUGUGCCAUCUACUUUUGCGGCUAAUACCACUACUACUUCGAUUAGUGAUCCUACUUCUAGUACUUCUACUUCUAGCACCUCUAUCGCUCUACCCUCUGCUGGUCCGAAUGAUUCUACUUCAGAUUCGGUCGUCUCUAUUCGCGACUUGCGACCGGAUCUAGGCGACCCCUUUGCUGAUCCCCCACCCCCACCGGUCCCACCAGACGAACAGAUUGGCCGGUUUGUGGUAGUGUACCUGGAUGAUAUUAUGAUCUUCAGCAAGUCCAUGGAGGAACACCUCAAGCAUCUUGAGGAGGUGCUCGCUAUCCUCAAGAAGACGCAACUCCAUCUCAAUUUGGAGAAACCCGAGUUUGGGAAGGAUAGCGUCAUCUAUCUUGGGCAUUGGUUGUCUGCUGCAGGCCUAGAGCCUGAGGCAACCAAGAUUGAGGUCAUACGCGAUUGGCCUCAGCCUGCGAACAUUCGCAAAUUGCGUUCUUUCCUUGGUCUCACAUCGUAUUAUCGGAAGUUUGUACCCCGUUUUUCUAUCAUUGCUCGUCCAUUGUCGCGACUAACCAGUAAAAAUGUGCCUUAUUCCUGGGAUGUUGCGUGUACGGAAGCUUUUCGAGCUCUCAAGGAAGCUUUGGUAAGUUACCCAGUACUCCGCAUUGCAGAUCCCAAACCGACGUUUGUAGUCACUACGGAUGCGAUCCAGUACGGAAUCAGCGCAGUGCUGCAGCAAGACGACGGCGAUGGCUUGCGGCCACUCGAGUACUACAGCAAACGCAUGCCCAACGUAAAGGUAGCCACUUCCACCUACAUGCGCGAGCUCUAUGCUUUGCGUAUGGCGUUGGACCACUGGAAACACUAUCUUUUGGGACGCCACUUCAAAGUCUUUUCAGAUCAUGAGACUUUGAAAUGUAUCAAACAGCAAACUACCCUGUCCCCUACCUUGCUUCGCUGGUUCCAUGAGAUUGACAUCUUCGAUUUUGAAUUAAGACACAAAAAGGGUUGUUAUAAUCGAGUCGCUGACGCAUUGUCUCGCCACCCUGAGUACAUGACUUGCCUUGUGAAAUCCUACGACCUCCGGAAGAAACUGAAGGAGGAGCUCGUAGAGCAGACAGCCAAGGAUCCGGAACUUAGUUCCAUCCUUGAGCGACUCCGGGCUGAUCCUAGUAGUCAGCCUGAUUUUCAUGAGUAUGGAGGACUGAUUUUUCGUCGCUACGGGAACCGCGACCGUUUGUGUGUGCCCAACCAUGAGCCUCUCCGCACACACUUUUUGGAUGUGGCUCAUGGCCGGAGCGGACACUUCGGCAUGGCAAAAACGUACACAAAUUUGCUGAGACAGUUUGAUUGGCCUGGCAUGAAAGGUACUGCUGAAAAGUUUGUGGCUGAAUGUCAAGUCUGUCAACGAAUCAAACCAUGUAGACAAAAGUCGAUGGGGCUACUCACACCCCUACCCAUUCCCGAUGGUCCCUGGGAGUCUGUCUCCAUCGACUUCACCGACAUGGGAAAGGUAAGUAAGAACGGCUACUCACAGGUCAUGGUGAUUGUUGACCGAUUCUCUAAGUUCCUCAAUCUGAUCCCUUUGCCGCCCCAUGCCCCAACAAAACUAGUGAUUCGUGAAUUCCAACAAAAGUACAUUCUGCAGUUCGGAACACCGAAGACUCUUGUGAGCGAUCGGGAUCCGCGCUUCAUUAGUACUAAGUGGAAGGACUUCACGUCUCAACUGGGGAUCAAACUGUGUUUGACACCCCGAAGCCAACGGUUUGGCUGAGGAGAUCAACCAGACUGUGUUCCAACUACUUCGCGCUUUGAUUAUCCCGGAUCAGGAAACAUGGGAUGAAAAGCUGUAUUCCGUU
Molecule: messenger RNA, 3312 nt
Organism: Chara braunii
Lineage: Eukaryota; Viridiplantae; Streptophyta; Charophyceae; Charales; Characeae
Source: the annotation of a GenBank genome assembly